UGUGUGUGUGUGGGGACGCGAACACCGCCCGCCCUCCUCGCCCCGCGGCGAAACUGCAGGGUCGCGGUACGCGUGGGGCCGAGCACGUGACUGAGGCGCAGGUGGUGGGACAUGGCCGGGCAGAUCUCCGAGUCUGACCAGAUCAAGCAGUUCAAGGAGUUUCUUGGAACAUACAAUAAACUUACAGAAAACUGCUUCCUGGAUUGCAUAAAGGAUUUCACCAGCAGAGAUGUGAAACCAGAAGAGAUGACCUGCUCAGACAACUGCCUGCAGAAGUACUUAAAGAUGACCCAGAGGAUCUCCAUGAGAUUCCAGGAGUAUCACAUCCAGCAGAACGAGGCUCUGGCAGCCAAGGCAGGACUGCUCAGCCCACCCCGUUAGAGGAGAGCCCCGUGCUCAGACUCAGCAAGCUGUGCCAGAGCACAGUUGGGAUUUCCUGCUGUUGGGAUGUGUGUCCAGCAGCUUGGAACAGAGUUCCAGGUGCUGCUCAGACAGUGGGAUCCAUGAAGGGUUAAACAGCGAGUCAGUCAUGGUGGCCUGGCCGUGGAGUCUCCCAGGGCCUUUUCACUCCACAGGGAUGUGGAUUCAACCCCUCCCAGGGCCCACAGACUGGUGUGUUUGAAUUCCAGGGGUGGUGGGAGGGUUCAACUGCCUUGUGCUGGGACUGGUUGAGAUGAAUCAAUGUAAUAUGGGAAACACACUUUUUUAUUUAAUUCCAAUAAAAUCAAUUGCAGCUGGA
This is a messenger RNA of Myiozetetes cayanensis, 739 nucleotides long. RefSeq names its product translocase of inner mitochondrial membrane 9 (gene TIMM9). NCBI's taxonomy places the organism in Eukaryota, Metazoa, Chordata, Aves, Passeriformes, Tyrannidae. Bases 112 to 381 code for a protein of 89 amino acids. The record is from RefSeq and is a predicted model, not a curated record. The transcript is spliced from 4 exons.